Messenger RNA from Mus musculus (house mouse), 1474 nucleotides. It is a transcript of the gene Krtap5-2, whose product is annotated as keratin associated protein 5-2. NCBI's taxonomy places the organism in Eukaryota, Metazoa, Chordata, Mammalia, Rodentia, Muridae. Bases 65 to 1168 code for a protein of 367 amino acids. The transcript has a single exon. The record is from RefSeq and is marked validated.
CUACACAUCUUGUCUCUCCACCUGCUCCUCUGACCUACUCAUCCCUCAAACCAAUACCAGAACCAUGAGCUGCUGUGGCUGUUCAGGAGGCUGUGGCUCCAGCUGUGGGGGCUGUGGCUCCAGCUGUUGCAAGCCUGUGUGCUGCUGCAAGCCUGUGUGCUGCUGUGUGCCAGCCUGUUCCUGCUCCAGCUGUGGGGACUGCAAGGGAGGCUGUGGCUCCUGUGGGGGCUGCAAGGGAGGCUGUGGCUCCUGUGGUGGCUGCAAGGGAGGCUGUGGCUCCUGUGGAGGCUGCAAGGGAGGCUGUGGCUCCUGUGGAGGCUGUGGCUCCUGUGGGGGCUGCAAGGGAGGCUGUAGUUCCUGUGGAGGCUGUGGCUCCUGUGGAGGCUGCAAGGGAGGCUGUGGCUCCUGUGGAGGCUGUGGCUCCUGUGGAGGCUGCAAGGGAGGCUGUGGUUCCUGUGGGGGCUGCAAGGGAGGCUGUGGUUCCUGUGGUGGCUGCAAGGGAGGCUGUGGCUCCUGUGGAGGCUGUGGCUCCUGUGGAGGCUGCAAGGGAGGCUGUGGUUCCUGUGGGGGCUGCAAGGGAGGCUGUGGCUCCUGUGGAGGCUGUGGCUCCUGUGGAGGCUGCAAGGGAGGCUGUGGCUCCUGUGGAGGCUGCAAGGGUGGAUGUAGUUCUUGUGGGGGCUGUGGUUCUUGUGGGGGCUGCAAGGGAGGCUGUAGUUCCUGUGGGGGCUGUGGCUCCUGUGGGGGUUGCAAGGGAGGCUGUGGCUCCUGUGGGGGCUGUGGUUCCUGUGGUGGGUGCAAGGGAAGCUGUGGCUCCUGUGGAGGCUGCAAGGGUGGUUGUAGUUCCUGUGGGGGCUGUGGUUCCUGUGGGGGCUGCAAGGGAGGCUGUAGUUCCUGUGGAGGCUGUGGCUCCUGUGGGGGCUGCAAGGGAGGCUGUGGCUCUUGUGGAGGCUGUGGCUCCUGUGGGGGCUGUGGCUCCUGUGGUUGCUGCCAGUCCAGCUGCUGCAAGCCCUGUUGUUGCCAAUCCAGCUGUUGCAAGCCCUGCUGCUGCCAAUCCAGCUGCUGCCAGUCCAGCUGCUGCAAGCCCUGCUGCUGCCAGUCCAGCUGUUGCAAGCCCUGCUGCUGUCAGUCCAGCUGCUGUGCUCCUGUAUGCUGCCAGUGUAAGAUCUGACACUUUCCAAGAAGUACCUCUACUAUUCCUUUACUUCUGUAGUCUACCUUCUUUGGAAGCUGUGGGAUUAUAAUGACUUUCCUACUCAAGUUCAAGGCUUCCUUCUCCAGCCCUUGAUGGGAAGGAGCAAAUCACUGCCCUGAUGCUUUCCUGACAGGCUCACAUUGUAACUUAGUCCCCAGAUUCUUUAACCUGUCUUUCUCACAUUCCCUACUAUGUCUAACCAGGCUUGCCAUCAUAAAGAUAAUCUGUGAAGUUCUGAAAUGUAUCCAAAAUUUAUUAAAUAAAUCCUCCCCCACCAUCCUC